This is a messenger RNA of Phyllopteryx taeniolatus (common seadragon), 3521 nucleotides long. RefSeq names its product sulfotransferase 1A1-like. Gene Ontology annotation, cellular component: cytoplasm. The record is from RefSeq and is a predicted model, not a curated record. Lineage: Eukaryota; Metazoa; Chordata; Actinopteri; Syngnathiformes; Syngnathidae. Gene Ontology annotation, molecular function: sulfotransferase activity. Bases 1512 to 1832 code for a protein of 106 amino acids. Gene Ontology annotation, biological process: sulfation. The transcript has 3 exons.
UUGAACACAAUAUUCUGUGUGUCUUGAAAGAUCAGUCAAAAUGCUCUAAAAUGGCUGCCAGUUUGGGCUUCCCUGCUCUGAAAAUAGAGAAUUAGUUGUUUAAGGGUAUUGCUGGUUUCGGGUUAGUGUCAUGGGCAGUAUGGGCAUGGGUUAAGAGUUGAUUAGAGUUGGUGGGUCGGGGCAAGUGAGGUAGCGUCUGCACACAGCUUUGUAUUUGCACACGGUUCCAUUCAUACUACACUGCAGGUUCAGCAAACAGAGCUGCUGUGUUUAUAUUGUUUUGGUUAUUUUGCCAGAAGUUUUGAGCCAUCUGGCUAUUUUUUUAUAUUUCUUUGAACUUUAAUUAUUUUUAAAAGAAGGGGAUACCGGGGAUCUCCUCACACAAGCACGAGGUGAAGCAGGGAUCCAUUGUUAUUGUUGUAAUCCGUUGUUCUGCACGUUUGAUUGGUGCGCUUUUAUACAUCCAGUCCGCGAGGUCACAAAAAAUGGGUUGUACGCGGUCGACCGCACGGGUCUGCUUUGAUCAAUGAACAUCCUGCAGACGUGGAUGUCGAAAGCAUGAAUAGGCUCUUAGAGUGCCUUGUUGUCUGCUGUGAGUGUAUACACGUAUCGCAGAAACUGGCAGAAGAAUGUGUCUUGGAGCGCGGGGAGUUGUCUGAUUUGACACCCAGCGUGAGGACCAGGGCUUUGGGCUGUCGUGGCUGCUUUAGUGCCCCUUGUUGUCGGCAGUGAGUGCCCGCAUGUCACAGUGACAAUUGACAGAGGAGCAGGGCACGGUUUAAAUGCAUUUAGCGGACACACCCACACCGUUUGAGAGAGGAGGCGAUUUAUUUUUAUUUUUUUGCGAUUUUGAAGUCUCAUUUUAUAUAGUUGUCGAUAAUUAUUUUUAUUUUUAAUCAUUCAAAUUUGGCAGGGUUAACAAUAUUCUCUGUAGUGUGUCAAAUUUAGAAGACAUUUAUUUUCAUUUUAAAGGGAAAUUGUAAAUUUGGGUGAUUAGGGUCAACUUGGACAGUAGAGAGUUGACCUGCUUCUUCAUAGCGAUGUUGAUAGCUGUAGACUAGUGCCAAUAAUGAUCCGAGCUCCUUGCCUCGAGAUGUCCACUCGACUAUACAGCCUCUCUGGUGUGCAGGCCCCAAUUGGAUCUCAUUAGAUUGUACAAGUGUUCAAUUGUACAGAAUGUAGGACACCGUUCAGAGUAGAACACAUUGACACUUACAAAGAUGUGCAGGUCUUUGCUGUAAAACAUCAGGUCUUGAUCUCCUGAAGGAAAUUGAUCCCCUAAGAGUCAUUAAGUCACAUCUGCCAUUUCAGCUGAUUCCAGCUGGGUUUGGGGAAAACAAGUGCAAAGUAAGUUGAUAAGGCCAUGUGCCUGCAGGAAUGACAACUCAGAACCAACCCUCAUUUAUUAACAUGCUGUUUUUUAAAGAUGAUCUGCAAUACUAAGGAAACCCUGGCGAGCUACUUCAACUUUAAUCACAUGACUAUAACCAGCCCUAAGCCUGGACCUUGGGAUGGCUACAUCCAGAAGUUCAUGCAUGGAGUUGGCAUAUGGCUCCUGGUACAAUCAUGUGAAAGGUUACCCGGCGGAACGAGAAAAGAGGAACAUGCUUUACCACUUCUAUGAAGACAUGAAUGAGAAUCCUUGGCGUGAAGUGACUCAAAUCAGUGGUACCUGGACUUGUCCCUCUGAUGAUAUCUGCCGCAUUUGGAACCUGACCACCUUCAAGAGGAUGAAGGAGAAUCCAAUGACCAACUACACCUUCAAUCCUAAAGAGAUUUUUGAUCAUUCCAUCUCCAGUUUCAUGAGAACGGGUCAUUCAACCUUUUUGUAGCCAUAAAACACAAUAAAGCUAGUAUACCGUAAAGUUUUAAAACAUAUUUUACAAUAGCAUUGAAAAUAUAACGAUCUAUUUUCUUGAAGCUGUCUCAAGCAGGGGUGGGGAAACAUUCAUAUCAGCGGCCAUUUCGGCCAUUGUUCCCCAUGCCACAAUUUUAACGCGUAGGCUUCAGGAUUUUACUUCAUAUUUUACUUCAUAUUUGUCCAAAUAAUUUAACAGCGUCUGCUUCAUCCUCGACAGGAGAAGUCGGUGAUUGGAAAAGUCAUUUUACCCCUGAGCAGUCAGCAGUCAACAUUCCGUUCAAAACAGUUCUAAUAUGUGUUUCAUCCAUCCAUCCAUUAUCUGAGCCGCUUCUCCUCACUAGGGUCGCGGGAUAUGUGUGUUUCAAUGGCUUCUAUUUUACUUGAGUUAUUACUCUGUUGUUGCUUGUUAUAACCAUAGUAUAACUUCACAGUACAAUUAAAUCUCCAAAUAGUUUUAGAUACGAGACCAUUUGUUUCAUGGGUGAGGCAAAGCUAGCUAAAUAUGCUACACAGGAAUGAGUUGUGCUGGUUUCUGGAACAAGCAACUUCCAGAUCUAACAACAACAACAAAAAAUCUCCCUGUAAACGUGAUGUAAUUCAGUACAGUGAAGAGCACUUAUUAUCUAACUGCAUCAUAAGAUAGAGAAGGCAAGGAGAAAAUGUAUAUGACAAACGAAUAUGCGCUAUAGUUAAACAGAUAUUUAACCACUCUCGUACGGUGCUUUGUUUUGAUCCUCUCCUUUAUUUAGACCAUCUAGCAUCACCUCAAUUCAUAGCACAAUUGUGGUUAAUAUGGGAAUAUUAUUAAGUACUGUAGUCUAAAAUUAUACAAUACAACACAAUAGUUUAGGAAUUAUUUAAAGACUGAAUGCAAUUUAAUUUGCUUGGUUACAAUAUUGGUCCCACCUUAAUUAAAGACAAGUGGGUGAUUUGACAAAAAAGGUCUCACCCAGACAAUAACCACUUGAAAGGUGACGUGCAAACAUAAUUUUGAAUUUUGACUGUUGCAUGGUGUUAUGGCCGCCUAGCCUUCUGCUUUGUUUGAAUUAUAUUGGAAAAUUUAAUUCAUAAAUAUCAAAGGAACCAUUUUCUUGUGCUACAUAUGCAAUAAAUCACUCCUUAGGCCAUAGUGUAAUUUGUUUAAUUCCUAAGGGAUGGCAGAGGUGGAUAGAGUAUCCAUAUAUUGUACUAAAGUAAGAGUACUGUUACAUUAGAAUGUCUCAAAAAUAAAAAGUAGUCCUCCAAAUAAUUAAUUGAGUAAGAAAGUACUCAGUGAAAAAACUACAAGUACUGAGUAACUUCUGAUUUAAUUUUUAAAUCAGAGCAUGAACGUCACAUAAAAUGAAAAUAACUAAAAAAUAUAAAUGUGCAAAUUCAGAGAUUAUCACUUAAUCUAAAACAUAAAUAAAACUAAUCUUUUUUAAAUAACAAAUUAGGCAGAUUCAGUCCCAAGAAAUGUUCUUAUAUUGUUUCCACACAGCACAACAAUGUAGGCUCACCAGGCAGAUUACAAAAACAGGAACAAGACUCUAGUGGUUAUAAAAAGUAUACACGCCCCUGUCCAAAUGCCCGGUUUUUGUGAUAUAAAAGAAUUUUGACCAAGAUAAAUAUUAUUUACCUAGAAUUUGUACAACUGAAGUAAUCUUUGUAUAUUUUUGAG